UCUUAAAAAACUUUCGUUGUGUUUUGGUCUGGUCGUUGUCGUCGCGUUGCGCGUUUCGUCCAUUCGUAUCUGCUCUGUGUUUAUUUUAUUUGCGUGCGCAACAGCAACAACAACAACAUCAACAGCAACAUUUAGCGUUCGUUAUUAAAUUGUGUUAAGCUAAUAAAUACAGUGUUCAUACGCACGUCUUUUUUUAACAGUUGUUUAUUUUUUUCGUGUGCGACAAAAACCGGUGUAGAAGCAAAGCAAAAAAUUAAAGAGAUUUGCAAUCAAAAUAUACAAACCGAAAUACAAAUACAAAAUACUCUGAGCAGUGGGUGACAAGUGCACAAAUAGGGGUUGCAAAUUUUUUCCUACUCAGGUGCAAGAGAGAGAGAGAGAGAGAAAGACUGGAAGUUGGCCGUAACAAAAACAAAUCGUAGCUUCGUUCUUCCUCUUUGCCAGGCACCUAAAUUGAAGCACUCUCCCCCUCCGCCCCUCAAUCACAGUCGGCAAUCAAGAAACCAACCGCCCAGCCCCCCUCUCAGCGCUGCGUGUGCCGCGUGCCAUGCGUGACCUCGGCACCAAAAUGGCCGAGCUUAAAUUUGAGGCUCCAUUGGCAAAGUUCGAGGAGACGGACGAAUGGGGCGGCUGCGAUUUCAUUUCCAAUCAGAAUGCACUGAACGACACGCUGAACCUGAAUCUCAGCUCCAAUCGGAACCAGAAGGAGGGCAGCGCCAAGCAGCAGCAGCAGCAGGACAAGCUGCGUCUGCUCGAGGAUGCGGUCCGUGAUGCGCACAUCAGCAAGAAUGGUGCCGUGGCAACUGGAGCAGUUGGUGGCGCUGGCGCUGGAACUGGAACUGGAACUGGUGCUGGCAACAUUAGUCCCAAUUGCAAUACGCAAAACCUUUCGGAACUGGGCUUGACCGAUGGCUUGGCCGGGGGCCAGGAUAAGCGAAGCGCCGACAAUGUGGACAACUUCACGGAGACCUUUGGCGGCAGCUUGGAGGAUCUGGUAAACACGUUCGACGAGAAGAUUACCAAAUGCUUUGGCAACUACGAGGAGAACGUCGAGGAGCUGGCACCGGUUCAGGUGCGCAGCCAGGAGGAGAUCAUGAACGAAUGCCAAAUGUGGUGGACCAUAACCGGUAACUUUGGCAAUAUUCUGCCCAUCGACUGGUCCAAGUCGUACACUCGCCAGAUGCACAUGCCGACCCUGAAUCUGGGCCAGAGCCGUACAAAGCAGCAGCAGCAGCAGCGCAAUCUGCAACAGCAGCAGCAGCAACAUCAGCAACAGAACCAACAGACACCAGUGGAUGAGUUCAACGACUUGACCAGCGAGGAUGAGGCAGUGGCCAAUGAUUUGGAUAUGCACGCAUUGAUAUUGAACGGAUUGAACGGAGAUGCCGACGAUCAUCCCAUUAAGACCGUGGAGGAGGUGAUCAAGGAGAUCGACGAUAUUAUGGACGAGGCCGAGAGUCCGUUGGAUGAGCCCGAGAACUGCGAUUCGGAGGUGAUUGAGAAGGCACGCGAGGUGCUCGGUGCUCCGCUCUAUGCAGAGAAGUUGCAAUAUUUGAGCAGCACACAGCUCAAUGAGCUGUAUAUGGAAAUGGAGAUGCUCAUCCAGGAACUGAGCGAGACACUGAUCAACGAGCUGGCGCUGCGCGACGAGCUCGAGUAUGAGAAGGAGCUGAAGAACUCCUUCAUAUCUCUGCUGCUGGCAGUCCAGAACAAACGUCGGCAAUACCAUGUCGAGAAGAAGCGCGGCAAAUUCCAAGGCCCGGAGCCCAAAUACUUGACUACUGUCAUACCCUAUCAUCUGGAGAAUGGCACACCUAACAAUCAAUCGUUGCAAGUGUUGAUCAAAAUACUCAAGGCCAUCAAUGAGGACAGUCCAACAGUGCCGACGCUCUUGACGGAUUACAUUUUGAAAGUGCUCUGUCCCACAUAAAUACGCACUGCAGCUACAACAACAGCAAAAGUAACAAUAACAGCAGCAACAACAA
Drosophila arizonae is the source of this 1985-nucleotide messenger RNA. RefSeq names its product fasciculation and elongation protein Unc-76 (gene Unc-76). NCBI's taxonomy places the organism in Eukaryota, Metazoa, Arthropoda, Insecta, Diptera, Drosophilidae. Gene Ontology annotation, cellular component: axon; cytoplasm. The record is from RefSeq and is a predicted model, not a curated record.